Messenger RNA from Daphnia pulex (common water flea), 1566 nucleotides. Its product is annotated as mucin-2-like. The record is from RefSeq and is a predicted model, not a curated record. The transcript has 2 exons. The coding region runs from base 87 to 1367 and encodes 426 amino acids. NCBI's taxonomy places the organism in Eukaryota, Metazoa, Arthropoda, Branchiopoda, Diplostraca, Daphniidae.
CUCGCCUCAGUAAUAUUCCACAUCCAGCUAUUGAUCGAAGCACUCCUGUUUUUUUCCCAACUGUCUUUGGUUUUCUUACAUUAAAAAUGAGGCUAGUACCGUUUGGAUUAAUAGUACUUUGUGUCGUGAUAUUUGCAGCAAUGGGAAAGGGACAGAUAAUAAAAUAUUUACCUUAUUAUAAUGGACCUAGUGAAGUGGAACCGAGACAAUUAAGGCCUACAAAAACUGUAACGACGACAAUGAUAACAACAUUAACUUAUUUUUCGACCUGCACUAUCUUAACCACUGCAUGUCCACAAUCAACUACUACCACUCAAGAACCUACUACAACCACUACCCAGACACCUAUUACAAUCACACCAACUACAACAACUCCUAACACAACUACACAUACACCUCCAAUUCCUACAACUACAGAAUCGACGAACACAACAACCCAGAAACCUACGAAUCCCACUACUACAGAGUCUCCAAUCACUACAACUACACAGACUACACCGAUCACAACAACCCAGGAACCUCCGAUCACCACCACCAGUACAGAGUCUCCGAUCACAACAACACAAGAACCACCAAAUACGACCACCACAGAAGUUCCAACAACAACCAAUGAACCUCCGACCACGACAACUACAGAGUCUCCAAUCACAACCACUCUAGAACCUCCGAUCACAACUACAGAGUCUCCGAUCACAACAACCCAAGAUCCACCGAUCACGACAACUACAGAGUCCUCGAUCACAACAACCCAAGAACCGAUCACAACUACAGAGUCUCCAAUCACAACAACCCAAGAACCACCGAUCACGACAACUACAGAGGUUCCAAUCACAACAACUCAAGAACUUCCGAUCACGACAACUACAGAGUCUGCGAUCACAACAACCCAAGAUCCACCGAUCACCACCACUCCAGAAUCUCCUAUCACGACGACAGACCUUAUUACUACUACAGAUCCGACUACGGAUUCCACUAUCGGUGGUGAAGAUUCAGGUUCAAGGGCUAUUGAACAUAGGCAAGCACCAGUGCGAGAAGCGCGUGCUGCUGAUCCACAAUGGCUAGUGAAUUCUCCACUCGGUUAUUACUAUCACCCCGAAGAGAUCCAGCCCGGUUUUGAAAUCGAACGUGGUGUUGACACGCCUUACUACAGUUCAUUCGUCAAACCUGCCGCCGACAUCCAGCCACGCAUUUUCUUCGGCCUAGUGUCGAUAUUAAUAUCACGAUUUGCUACGGUGACGAACACAGUAACAGUUAGUUCGUAUGCUGUUACUGUUUUCACUUACACGUCGACGCCAGAUUGUAGUACUCCUGGCUUUUUACAACAAUGUGCGGCACUAAAAUCCACGUCGGUGUACGAUGCAUUCUAGAUCAAAUCAAUGUAUUAAAGAAUCUACGUCGAUUAUUUAUUUAAAAUAUAUUUUGUUCCGAAGGUUGUCGUAUCAACACUCCAGUGCAUCAUAAUUUAAUAUAUUCCCACAGAAUCAUUAUUGUCGCAAGUAUUUUUUUUAUUUUGCUGGGUCAAAAAUGCAAAAACGUAAAUACGCAAUACAUGUUCGUGGAAACGCG